GGGAAAGAAGAAAUUUGAAAUAAAAAGAAAAAAGUCUCGAUCGAUAGAGCGAGUGUUUUUUUUUUGUUUUUUUUUAUCAAUGUCAUCUUAUCUCUUUUUUACUAGCCACAUUAGGGGGCUGUUCGGUCUAGUACAUUACUUAUUAUCAAAUCAAAACGUAUUGUCCUUUCAAAGGGGAAGCGAACAGUGGCGAUUUCCGAAAGAGAUACCAGUCGCUUUACUAAGUUUAUGCUUCAAUCUAUGCUUUCAAACAUGUAUGCAUAUAGUUUCAUUAGACCUGCAUUAUCACUUUCCAAAUCUGUCACUAGGCCGAUCCCUGAAUAUCUUGAGAGCAUUCUCCUUUUUUGUAAUGAUUUUUUUCAUUUCAUUUUGCUCAUGCUCACCCUUCUUUUCGCUUAAAGGGAAGGAUACAAAGGAUAAAGUACUUGCUACGCUGCCUGUGUGCCUGUGUGCCUGUGUGUAUGUGUGUAUGUGUGUAUGUGCGUAUGCGUGUGCGUGUGUCAAACCGUCUGCCAAUAACAUAUAUGUAUUGUACUUACGAUGUGAGGGGGGAGGGCAAAUUCUAACCUCUCUGUCUUCUUUCACCACCAACUACUGAAACGUUAAAAAAUAUCCCGUAUUUAACAGGAGAAGUAGCCACACUUGCUUCCUUCUUUCGUAGAAGCUUUUCGUUCCAUCGAUAAUGAUAGCUUUCUUUAAUCAAAAAGGAAAUAAUUGUUAGCUCAACAGGCAGAUCGAUCGUGCAGUGAGUAACGGCAAUACCUUUUUUACC
This is a messenger RNA of Mycotypha africana, 772 nucleotides long. RefSeq lists its product as uncharacterized. The record is from RefSeq and is a predicted model, not a curated record. NCBI's taxonomy places the organism in Eukaryota, Fungi, Mucoromycota, Mucoromycetes, Mucorales, Mycotyphaceae. The transcript has a single exon. Bases 80 to 598 code for a protein of 172 amino acids.